Leptopilina heterotoma is the source of this 1492-nucleotide messenger RNA. RefSeq lists its product as uncharacterized. Bases 140 to 514 code for a protein of 124 amino acids. NCBI's taxonomy places the organism in Eukaryota, Metazoa, Arthropoda, Insecta, Hymenoptera, Figitidae. The transcript has 4 exons. The record is from RefSeq and is a predicted model, not a curated record.
CGUUUUAUUGCUAAUAUUCGAUAAUUUAAUGGAAACAGUAUCAUACAGUGAAUUGUGAGGAUAUUUUAUCUUGUGAUAUUUAAAAAGAAAAAAAAUAACAAAAUAUAAAAACUAUUUUUUUAAAGUGUCAGUGACGUAAAUGCACAUUUGUGCCCGGAUUUUUUCUUGGGUAUGGGAUUUUUUAUUCGGUAGCUCAAUUUAUUCAAUGCAACACACUGUUGGAAUUGAGGUGAGGGUGACCAAUGAAGUCUCGAUUGAAGGUGCGAGAAUGGAUAGUGCACCCCCAUGGACAGUCACUUUGGCUCCAAGUAGGAUUAGUCCAACUAAUCCUCACCAAUAUCUGUCACCAAAUGUAUUUCAAGGACGUAAUUCUCUUUGCUCAGCAAACGAUUAUACUUUACGAAGAAGGCGUCCCAUGACUUUGCGCAUUGGACCAAGAUUAAGUCUUCCCAAUAAAAGUACGUCAGCUCCUACAACCACCACAGAUGCUGAGUGGCCUCCUCUUCCAAGGUAACAAAGGGUGAAGAGAAAAAUUUUUUUUUGCUGGAAGAGGAGGCUUGUAAAUUACGAAUAUUCUAUACGAAAGAGAAGACUGAUGCAUAGACAAGAAUUCUUUAUUAUUCGAAUUUUUUUUUGAAAAUUCCAAAUACUUGAAUUAGCCAAAAAAAAAAGAAGAAAAAACAUAAGAAUCUCAGAACUUGUUUUUCAAUUUUUUUCUCUUUGCACAAUAUAAAUCAUGACUUUGAUUAUAACUAAAUGAGUUAUAGAAAAAACUUUCUCUGAAAAUCAUCUCAUCUCCGAAGACUGAUUACUUAAAGUUAAUUCCAUGAGGAUUUUUCAACUCUUAGGAAACAUAGAAUAGUUAUUUUUUUACCCCAUGACAAAUUUUUUCGACAAAAAAAGAAAAAGAGUAGUAAAUCUCUAAAAUUAAAAAAAUUGGAAAUAUUUUGAAUAUUUAAGCAAGAGGGAAAAUUAUUUAAAGGGGAAAAAUGCAAGUGGAGCAGAAAUUCAGAGGAUUAUAAUGAGAAUAAUGAUUGAAUGUAUGAGAAGAGAAAGGGACAAAAGUGUAAGAAAUUGGACGAAUUGAAACUAGGACAACAACAAUAACAAGAAUAUAAUAAAAAACAAAAGUUGGAAAAAAAGGAGAAUAAUAAUAACAAUGACAAGAAAAUAGAAAAAUAACGAAAGUAAUAACAAUAAUAACAAUAACAAGAAUAUAAAAAAAUAACGGAAGUAAUAACAAUAAGGAAAAUUGUAGACUAAGGACAAGAAUGAUGAAGUCCGAGGAGAAGAAGCGCGAAAUGUUUUCGCGAAGAGCGUGUAGUGAAAGUGGACCACAUCCUGCGAUUUCAGUGACUGGUGGACAUCUUUGGGGUAAACGGAAUCAAGGCAGAACGUCAGCGCCAGUUGUUGGAAACGCAAAACCUCCUGUAAUUUAUCUGAGGACACGGAGAAGUUGGCCUGUUGCACCCACACAUUGCAGAAGGUGAGU